Haemonchus placei is the source of this 579-nucleotide messenger RNA. The record is from the annotation of a GenBank genome assembly. NCBI's taxonomy places the organism in Eukaryota, Metazoa, Nematoda, Chromadorea, Rhabditida, Trichostrongylidae.
AUGCUCCGGAAAACUGAAGAUGAACGACCUAAGCGUGAGGUACUCGUUCGUCUCAGUUGUUCCACAUGGGUCAUAUGUAUGAUUCGAUUGAUUUUAAUCCGUACCCAACGUGAGGCUAUUGUGCCACAGACGAGAGUGCCUGAUUCCACUUUCUUCACUCCAACCCAUUCGACUAUUAACUACUCGACACCUAACUCUAUUCAAACAGCCUGUUACCGCUAUGAAGCCAUUGAUCGAGAACCGGAUCCAUCUGAGAGCAUAGGAUCUUUACCAUCAGCCAACCUUCGCAAGCACGAUGUUGGAGCUUUAUUCUAUUGGAAAAGCUUUCUUGGAGCGAAGACAGACGGUUUGGUCAAUAUGGGCAACAAGCAUCUUCAAACCGUGUCCGGUUCCGAUCAGCGUACCCUGGUGAUGGCAGGCUUGGCCGGAACUCGAUCUCCAGACCAUACAAGUGUUGUAGUGAGCUACUUCCCCUACACCACAUGCUUCCUAAAAGCGUUAAUGGGGACACUGAGUGACUGUUUGCCAAAUCAUCAUUGUGGACCUCCUAGGCUUGGAUUCCGGAUCAUGCGCCCCUAA